AAUGGAUGAUUUCUUCACUAAAUUUAAAGAUUUUUUCGAUAAAGUUAAAGACAUUACCAAUGUGAGAUUCACCUAUAUGAAAGAGCUAUAUAAUCUUGGCUUAGAAUAAUUUCCUGAUAACUAUGAAAUUCUGAACAUUCAAAAGAACAACUAAGCAAGUAUCCAGUAAGGUGCAAAUAAAUUCAAGAAGAACUGGACUGAUGAUGAUAAAAAAGUAUUAAUUUGGUUGGUUGGAAAAUAUUUAGCCUUUCAUAAACGAGAUUUUAAAUAGAUUGUAUUGAAUUGAUUCAUAUGAAUUUUAUAGAGUGAAUCUGAUUGGAUCAACAUAUCUUCCAUGAUGUAGAGAAGAGAGGCCUUUCAUUGUAAAUAGAAGUGGCUAUAAAUGUUAAGACUACCUUUACAAUAGGCUCCAUGGACUAGACAUGAAGAUGAUGCACUUCUAUUAAUUAUUCAAGAAUAUUAGAAAUUAAAUAAAGGAAACAAAUGGAGUUAGAUAGCCACAUCUCUCAACAAACGUACAGAUUCAAGUGUACAUAGAAAUGGGAAACAGUGUAGAGAAAGAUGGAAUAAUCAUUUAAAUCCAACUAUUAAUAGGUAAUUAUAUAAUUAAUAUUAAGAAAACCAUGGUAAUUAUCUGAAGAUUUAGAGCUUAUGAAAUUGGCCAUUUUAAAUGGAAAAAAAUGGGCUUAAAUUUCAAAAUAGUUAAAACUGUAAAGAAGUGAAAAUAAUGUAAAAAAUAGAUUUAAUUGUCUAAUGAGAAAAGAAAAAAACAAUAAAGUUUAAACAUCUUCAAAUUAAGAAAGCAAUUAUAAUUAUGAUGUAUAAGAUUCUAUAUUAUCUGAUCCUUCUGUUGAAGAAUUAAGUUUAGAAGAAUAAAGAUGUAUAAAUUCAAUUAUUAAAAAAAUUGAAUGGAGAAUGAAUUAAGAUGGUGGUGAUCCUUAUGAUGUUAAAUAAGAAGAUUUUGAUUAACAUUCAAAAAAGAUUUCUUCAAAUCGUUAUCCCAAACAUAUCAAAUAAUAAUAACAAUAAGAAGAUCCAUUAAAAAAUAAUGAUGAAAUUCCUAUAUAAAAUAAGGAUAAUAAUAAUUAAAGUGAUUAAAAUAUUAAUAAUCAUGAUAAACAAUAUGAAAAUAUUAAUAAUAAAUCAUAAUUAAAUAUCUUAACAUUAUAAAUUAUGGAUUUUACUUAAAUUUCAUCAGAAGAAUCUUAAUAAUUAUAAUCAUGUUUAAUUAAUAAAGAAAAAAAUAGAAUCUAUUUUGCAACUUAAGAACAAAUUAAUUUAUUCUUCAAAAAUUAGUCAUAACCAAAUUUGAAUAAAGAUAAUCUAUUAAAUUAAGGAUUAUAUGGACAUUUAAGUAAUCCUAGUCUACCUAGUUAUAAUAAUAUCUUAAGUAAUAUAUUAUUAAACUAAAAUGUUGAAGAUCCUAUAUAAUAAAAUUAAAUACCAGAGAAUCAAAAUAGUAUUAAUUCUUACUUUCCAUUUUUUCCAUUUAAUAAUUAUUAGUAAUAGUAUUAAGGAACAACUUAAAAUGUAAAUUAAAGAUCAGUCUUAAAUUUUCCACCAAAUUUGAAUACUCAUAAUUUUUAAUAAGUACCUAAUUAUCUUGCAGGAUUCAAUUAUCAUGUUGCUUGUUAUCCUUAAUAAUAAUAAUAAUAUAAUCAAACAUUUUAAAAUAGUGAUAAAACAUAAGGAUGA
Paramecium pentaurelia is the source of this 1695-nucleotide messenger RNA. Lineage: Eukaryota; Ciliophora; Oligohymenophorea; Peniculida; Parameciidae. The record is from the annotation of a GenBank genome assembly.